UGUGUGUGCCAGCACGAUAACUUGAAUUGCCUGAUCAAUACGAAUAGCCAGGCAUACUGUAUCUGCAUUUGUAUGACAGUCAUUCAAAUUGAAUGGACCAAUUGGGACGCCGUUUCCCCCUUUUUUCGCUACUACUCAAUGCGCCCGAUUUGCGGCUAGAUUAUUUGUGAAUAGGGUGUUUCUCUGUUGAGUCUACUUCAUGCCAUUAUGAUGGGUGUUUAAACCAUAUGAGACUCAGUAGACCUCUUGCCUUCACCAUAGUCCCACCCUGGCACAUGUACAUUAGUGGUGUGAGGAACUCCUGCUGAAUGACCAGUGAUGGCACCGAGUGGUGACAGCGAAGACACCAAGAAGUUGGACGGACGUCCUCAAGACGGAGAUCAUGCUGAAGAUAAGAACACAGGUUGCUGCCCCUGGUUCAAGAAUCAUUUGGGUGUGGCCGCCUGCCUGGCACAUGGACUGAUCUACGGGGUCGUUCCUGCAACGUCGCGGUACGUACAAGACCGUGGAUACACCGCAUUUCAGCUCAACCUCUUCAACGAUCUGCUAAUUGUGAUCGCUGUUCUGUGCGUCGCCGCUUACCACAGGCCAAACCUGGUCCCCACCAGCCGUGAACAAGCCUUCCGCUUGGUUUGCCAAGGGGCGGGUCGCUUCGUCGGCAUCUUGUGCCAGUUCUCCGCCUAUCGAUACGCUCCUCCAGCCACUGCCGAAACCGUUAUCAGCCCAAGUACGAUCAUCUUAGUUGCGAUUCUUUCCUGCAUUUUUAUUAAAGAGAUGCCAACACGUGCGACCAUGUUCGGUAGCCUAUGGUGUUUAGCAGGUAUUGCUCUACUUGGAUAUAGCGGCAUCACCAACGAGGGUCCGUCAACGGGAGACACGCACAAUGUUGGUCUGGGAAUGGGGCUAGCUUUCGCCACAGCAUUGCUAUUCUCCAUGCUAUACGUUAACGAUAAAAUCCUUCUGGAAUCCACCUCGAAAACGAUGAUUUUGACGUACACCUACAGCAUGGCAACGGUUUUGUCAGGGCUAUUCACGAUUUUGACGAGCCAAACUUGGUACCUGGAGCCGACUCCUGCCGCAGUCUUAUUUGCAAACUGUGCAAGUCGGGGCACUGCAGUCGUGCUUAUGUAUAUAGGCUUGAAGCUUGUUGAGAUUAAUGCAGCAAUGGCGCUGGCUCAGGCCGACGCGUUUUCGUCCUUCGGACUGCAAUGGGCAAUACUCGGCCUUCCUCCGACCAUCUUCGAUGGGUUUGGCGUGACGUGUAUAUUGAUAGGAAUGAUUUCUAUCUGUGUUUGGGAGGCGCUGGUCCAGCGAAAGAAAGACAAACACGGCAAAUUAAUGAAACAAUUGGACUUUAAUGUUCCACCAUCAGACAACGACGUAAAAACACUGAAAUAAUCGGAAUAUUUCCCAGCCGUCCUAGCAAGCUCUAUGAUAUAUACAUGUCAAUCUAUGAUGUAAAGGUUUUCAUAUCGUACCUUGGCCGUGAUUGGUUACAGGUUGUUUCGCAACAAUGUCAGUUCGCAACAAGGCAAGUCUUUUCGCA
Molecule: messenger RNA, 1546 nt
Organism: Branchiostoma floridae (Florida lancelet)
Lineage: Eukaryota; Metazoa; Chordata; Leptocardii; Amphioxiformes; Branchiostomatidae
Exons: 3
Coding region: 319-1398 (359 amino acids)
Cellular component (GO): membrane
Source: RefSeq, a predicted model, not a curated record